AUGUGUAAACAUCAUAGCAACAGCUCCCAAAGAGAGUUCAUCCUACUGGGCCUUUCUGACAACCCAUACCUGGAGAUGCUGUUUUUUAUGGUCUUCCUAAUCUCCUAUGUCCUGACAUUGUUAUGGAGCCUGGCCGUCAUUGUGGUCUCACAGCUGGAUCCCAGUCUCCAAACACCCAUGUACUUCUUCAUCAUUAACCUCUCUUUCCUGGAUCUCUGCUCCACCACCGCCACGGUGCCUCAGAUGAUGGUGAAUUUACAAAGAUCCCAGAAGACCAUCUCGUGGACUGGCUGCAUGGCCCAGCUCUUCAUCUCCCUUGGCCUGGGUUCCACUGAGUGUGUCCUGCUGGCAGCCAUGGCCUAUGACCGCUAUGCUGCCGUCUGCCACCCCUUGCGCUACACGGCCAUCAUGAGCCGCAGCCUCUGCUGGCUGAUGGCAAUUGCAUCCUGGUUUAGUGGAAUGACUGCCUCCUUUGUGCAAACAUGCUUGACCCUGCGACUACCCUUGUGUGGGCACAAUCAUAUCAAUGACUUCUUCUGUGAAGUGCCAGCCCUGCUCAGCCUGGCCUGUGCCGAUACCUCCAUUAAUGAGGCUGGGCUCCUUGUUGGCUCUGCAGGCAUAUUGCCCGUCCCUCUGGGACUCAUCCUGGUCUCCUAUGGCUACAUUGGUGCUGCAGUACUGAGGAUCCGCUCAGCUGAGGGCAGGUGCAAGGCCUUCAGCACCUGCACCUCCCACUUGGCUGUGGUAUCAAUCUUCUUUGGCACAGCCAUCUACACUUACCUGCAGCCCCCCUCUCAGCAUCCCCAGGACCAGGGCAAGAUAGUUUCCCUCUUCUAUGCCUUCAUCACUCCAAUGGUGAACCCUCUGAUCUACACACUGAGGAACAAGGAUGUGCACAGGGCCCUCAGGAGAGCCCUGGGAAAGCAGUGCUGGAUGCAACAGUCAUAAGUCUGAAAAAUGACAUGGAACUGGCAGACUUGGAGCAUGUGCAAAUGGGAGAGAGAUCCCUGCCCUUUAGUCGGGCUGGGGUCUAAGCUGGCGAAAGGUGGAAGAGACGUAAUAGGGCUACACAGAGGAGGUAUAUUCUCAUUCCCCUUUCAGACCACACUGUGGGAGCAGCAUCCAGGGACUUUAAGUUUCUGAAUCAGGUAAACAUCCUCCUGUUCCUUCCCCUUCAUGCACAGAGGUACUUCCCCUGCCAUCCUCUCCCCUCCCCUCCCUUCCCUUCUCCACCCACUGCUGCCACUGUUGCCUCUACCUCUGGCUGUCCUGCAGUUGGGCUGAACUCCAGAACUGUUCCUGCUCUGCUCCACGUAGGCUGUGGAGGGACCUGAGUUCAGCCCUAAGCAGCAGCAGGUGGUUUCCCUCUCCCUGCCCGCUCCUCUCAAGUGUUCCCCAUCAUCCCAGGAGACGGUUUACAGAAAGGGAAC
Alligator sinensis (Chinese alligator) is the source of this 1430-nucleotide messenger RNA. RefSeq names its product olfactory receptor 2G3-like. The coding region runs from base 1 to 948 and encodes 315 amino acids. NCBI's taxonomy places the organism in Eukaryota, Metazoa, Chordata, Crocodylia, Alligatoridae. Gene Ontology annotation, cellular component: membrane. The record is from RefSeq and is a predicted model, not a curated record. Gene Ontology annotation, biological process: G protein-coupled receptor signaling pathway. The transcript is spliced from 2 exons. Gene Ontology annotation, molecular function: G protein-coupled receptor activity; olfactory receptor activity.